GCUUAAUAAUUAUUUAACCCAAUCUCUCCCUAAAAGCCCUCCCCUUUAUAUGAUCACAAACACUCUCCAUUCCAUCUCAGAUCAAAAUCAAAAGAGAUUCAACAUUUGGCAAGAGAACAAACGAGCAGAAAUGGCGUCCUCCUCCAUCUGCGCCCUCCUCCUCCUCCUCGCCGCCUUCUCGUGCCACUGCCAUGCGGCGGCGGCGGCGGCGUACAGGCGGCCCCGCGCCAUCGGCGUCAACUACGGGAACCUCGGCGACGACCUCCCCACGGCGGCGCGCUCCGUCAAGCUCCUCCGCAAGGCGAACGCGGGCGCCGUCAAGCUCUACAACGCCGACCAGCGCAUCCUGCACGCCCUGGCCGGGACGGGCAUCCCGGUCUCCGUCAUGGUGCCGAACGACAUCGUCCCCUCUCUGGCCGACUCCCGCGCCGCCGCACGCAAGUGGGUGGACAACAACCUCAAGCGGCACCCCCGGGUGCGGGUGAGGUACCUGCUCGUCGGCAACGAGUUGCUCUCCUACCCCGCCCUCGCGGCGUCCACGUGGGGCAAGAUCGUGCCGGCGAUGAAGAACCUCCGCCACGCGCUCCACGCGAUCGGUCUCGGCCGCGUCAAGCUCGGGACCCCGCUCGCCAUGGACGCGCUCGCGGCGUCCUACCCGCCGUCCGCCGGCGCGUUCCGCGAGGACAUCGCCGACCCCGUCAUGCGGCCGCUGCUCGACUUCCUCAACCACACCCGCUCCUACUACUUCGUCGACGCGUACCCGUACUUCCCUUGGGCGGCCAACCAGAAGGACAUCUCGCUGGACUACGCGCUCUUCGAGGGCAAUGCGAGCAGCCACUACGUCGAUCCGGCCACGAGGCUCGCCUACACGAACCUGCUCGACCAAAUGCUCGACGCCUGCAUAGCCGCGAUGGACAAGCUGGGGUACGGCGGCGUGAAGCUGGCCAUCUCGGAGACAGGCUGGCCCAACGCCGGCGACCCGGGCCAGGCCGGCGCCAACGUGCGCAACGCCGCGCUCUACAACCGCCACCUCGCCCGUCGGAUGCACAAAAAACUCGGCACGCCGGCGCGACCGAGGUCCAAAAUGCCGGCGUUCGUCUUCGCGCUGUACAACGAGGACUUGAAGCCGGGGGCGGGCACUGAGCGGCACUGGGGGAUGUUCUACCCGAACGGUACGUGGGUGUACCAGAUUGACCUCACCGGCAGGCGGACGGCUCGCUCCUACCCGCCGCUGCCGCCGCCGGAUGACCAGACCGGCAAGCUCGAGUGGUGCGUCCUGGCCGGCGGUGGCAAGCCGUUGAAUGAGACGGCGGUGGCCCUCGCCCUGAAUUACGCGUGCGGGCAAGGGACAGGGACGUGCGCCGCCAUCCAGCCCGGCGGUGCGUGCUACGAGCCCAACACCCUCGACGCGCAUGCAAGCUACGCGAUCAAUGCGUACUGGCAGCAGUUCAAGGCGAAGGGAGGCAGUUGUUACUUCAAUGGCCUUGCAGUGAAGACUAACAAAGAUCCAAGCUAUUUAUCAUGCAAGUUCCCCAGCUAUUAGAACUUGUCGAAGAAUGAGAUGAUUGUCGAUCCACGCUUUUCAAGAGUAGGAAAGAAGGCCAUUGCCGUAAUGCCCUUUUAGUCUGUAUGCAGUCAGCACUUAUUUUCUCGCAGCUUCAGUGAUGUCUAUUAGGUUGUCUUUCGUUCUAAAGAAUUUGCCACAUGUGUGGCACUUAUUAUUUAGAAAGAAUUUUAUAGAAAAUUUGAAGGAUUUUAAUUCGUAGUAUUAUCACUUUUGUAAGUUGGUUACUCGAUUACUCCCUCUAUGAAGAAAGUGAUAUAAACGCUCUUAUAUUUC
Triticum aestivum (bread wheat) is the source of this 1840-nucleotide messenger RNA. Its product is annotated as probable glucan endo-1,3-beta-glucosidase A6. Bases 50 to 1543 code for a protein of 497 amino acids. The record is from RefSeq and is a predicted model, not a curated record. Lineage: Eukaryota; Viridiplantae; Streptophyta; Magnoliopsida; Poales; Poaceae. The transcript has 3 exons. Gene Ontology annotation, biological process: carbohydrate metabolic process. Gene Ontology annotation, molecular function: hydrolase activity, hydrolyzing O-glycosyl compounds.